Messenger RNA from Sphaeroforma arctica JP610, 264 nucleotides. RefSeq lists its product as hypothetical. The record is from RefSeq and is a predicted model, not a curated record. NCBI's taxonomy places the organism in Eukaryota, Ichthyosporea, Ichthyophonida. The coding region runs from base 1 to 264 and encodes 87 amino acids. The transcript has 2 exons.
AUGUCGUGGCUUUACGAUCGUCGAUGGUCGCUCACAAUUAUCCUACGAGAUCCUGAAGGAUUGGAUGCAUUCCGCUCAUUCCUCGAGUCUGAAUACGCAUCUGAGAACUUGCUUUUCUGGCUAGAGAUAGAGUCUUUAAAGACUGUGCAAAGCCGCGAACAGCUGAAGAAAAUCGCAAGAUCAUUAAUGGCAAAGUUCUUCCAGGAUGAGGCCUUAAACAUCUCAGAUACUGAGCGCCAGCAAUUUGUGACCAUGCUAAGGUAA